Messenger RNA from Bacillus rossius redtenbacheri, 7386 nucleotides. RefSeq lists its product as uncharacterized. Lineage: Eukaryota; Metazoa; Arthropoda; Insecta; Phasmatodea; Bacillidae. The record is from RefSeq and is a predicted model, not a curated record. The transcript has 3 exons. The coding region runs from base 95 to 1567 and encodes 490 amino acids.
UGGAGCAGCUGAGUUUCCAUAGAUACACAGCUAACUGCUUUGGUUCACACCACAUCAUUUCUAAAUUCAUAGUUUUUUUUCCAGCCAACCAGCAAUGAUCAGCCUUAUAAUCCAUCACCUGGUGCAGGAAGUUCUGCCUUUCUGCUCACGGCAGGUGGGGGUUUCCACCUUCUGCCAUGCACCAGUCAUCAAAUACGAGGACUCAGGGAGAGGUUGCACGCCUGAACAGUCAGGUACUGCAGACAAGGAGAUGUGCAAAUAUGGAGAAGCCUUGCCUGUCUCGGAGUGCCCGGACAAGGAGCCUCUCAGCCCACGUGAGGUCCCCCGGCUCCAGUCGAACAGCAGGGGAGGCUGCCAUGAGGUCCCCCGACUUCAGUCAAACAGCGAGGGAGCAUGCUGCACGGUCCCCCGGCUCCAGUCAAACAGUGAGGGAGCCUGCCAUGAGGUCCCCCAGCCCCAGUCGAACAGCAAAGGAGGCUGCCAUGAGGUCCCCCAGCCCCAGUCGAACAGCAAAGGAGGCUGCCAUGAGGUCGCCCAGCUCCAGUCCAACAGCGAGGGAGCAUGCUGCACGGUCCCCCGACUUCAGUCAAACAGUGAGGGAGCCUGCCAUGAGGUCCCCCAGCCCCAGUCGAACAGCAAAGGAGGCUGCCAUGAGGUCGCCCAGCUCCUGUCCAACAGCGAGGGAGCAUGCUGCACGGUCCCCCGACUUCAGUCAAACAGUGAGGGAGCCUGCCAUGAGGUCCCCCAGCCCCAGUCGAACAGCAAAGGAGGCUGCCAUGAGGUCGCCCAGCUCCAGUCCAACAGCGAGGGAGCAUGCUGCACGAUCCCCCGGCUCCAGUCCAACAAUGGGGGAGCCUGCCAUGAGGUCCUCCGGCUCCAGUCGAGCAGCGAGGGAGCCUGCCAUGAGGUCCCCCGGCUUCAGUCAAACAGCGAGGGAGCAUGCUGCACAGUCCCCCGGCCCCAGACCAACAGCAAGAGAGCCUGCCAUGAGGUCCCCCAGCCCCAGUCAAGCGGUGAGGGAGCCUGCCAUGAGGUCCCCCGGCUUCAGUCGAGCGGUGAGGGAGCCUGCCAUGAGGUCCCCCAGCCCCAGUCAAGCGGUGAGGGAGCCUGCCGUGCAGAGGUGUUCCUCGAGGAGAGCCCAAUGGGGCUCUGCGACAUCGAGAAGACCAUCAAGAAGGCCGUAACGAGAGUGGAGCUCCGCUGCAGACCAAGCAAGAGAGCCACGUGUACUGUGUACAGCUAUGAGAACCCAGGGUGGAGGACCUACCUGCGACUCCAGGAACAGGGUCCUGCACCGGUAUCCCCUGGGGUUUGCUGCCGGGGCGCAAGCAGCGCGGACCGCCGGCUGGCGAGCAAGCCCGCCUGGAGGCCGCCCCCGCACAGGCGGUGUGCCGCCUCCCAGCUCACUGCCCCCUGCAGGCGAAGACUCCCGCCACUCAUCAGGCUGCACAGCUGUGAGGCCUGCCUCGAGCAGCGCUACAGCCACAUCGACCGAGACGUGGAGACUGUUGUCCAGAGAUGCCUGCCUCCGCGUGUUCCUGUCUACGGGCGUCCACCGUCCCUCUAGCAGUCGUCCAUGUAUUACAUUUACUAGACAACCACUUAAACUGUUUUAUUUCCUACUGCAAUAACUUUACUCCAUACAGUGCCGUACAGUCCUACACAUACUGCUACUUAGUGAAAAUAAACAGGGAAUUUCCAAGGGGGCCACUGAUGCUUCAACCAGGGGAAAUGUCUCUCCCCCCCACCGUCAAUACUGUAAUUAGAUGUUUCAUUUCACCAUCCCUUCAAAAUCAAUCAACCCUGCAAACUAUAAUUAAAUGACCAAAUAAUGUGAAAUUAAUUAUAAUACACGUUAAAAUGAAUUACACUUCUAUGCUGCUUCAAACCAUUCGGCCCAUAAUGUGUGGCUGGCCAGCUAAUCAAGGGCGUGAUGCCACAGACGAUUCAAAACUACUGAUAGUUAAAAUUCUAUAAAUUCUAUAAAUGAAUGUCACUAUAAGGAUCUGUUUGGUUGCUUACUUUUUUUAAACUACACCAUAAUUUAGAGAAUUUCUUCCGGGAGGGUUAAUGUGUAUAAUACAAUCAUAUUAAAUUUAAAGAUAGUAGCGAAAUCUCAAUCUUUUGUCAUCAAGUCAUAUUUUAAUUUAAUAUGGUGCCCAGGGUAGUCUGAACAACCAAGGGAUUCUUUCAGUCGGCACGUCUCUGUCUCCGGUCAUGUGGCCGAACCGAACCCUGGGACCCACGUAUUUUCUUACAGAAUUAAUCACUACAGAGAAGCAGACGGAGCUGUGUCUGUUACGUCUUCCAGUAACGAAGUGAACAACGAUGAUUACGAUCCUGAAGAACAUUCCUCAGCGGGUUCCUCUUUUACUUUAUUGUCCUUGGCUUAUAAGAAGAAAGUAACUGAUUUUGCUGAUGCUCAUCCAAAACAUAGUUCUCAUUAUUAAAAUCAAGAUUUUCAAUCUUGGAAAAAAAAAAUCUUCAAAUUUGGAGGAAAAAUAAAACAUGGUGGCACUAGAAAUGAAAUCUUUAUUCACAGACUCCGAAACUGGGAAAGAUAUCAGGAUGCCCGAAGCUUUUAUGAACAAGUUACAAUGAGAACAUUACAUAAAUGGGAAUUGGCACUUUCAUUCUCAUAUUUGUCGGAAAACUUUCAAUUUAUUGCUAGUGAUACAUAUAAAAAGCUUCAAAUGUAGCCAUCAAUAAGACAGUAAAAAUGAUGUUGCAAUUUCGGAAGAAACUGGAAGCAGCAGAGAACUUUGUAUACCUACAAGACAUAAAAUGCCAAGCUUCAACCUUAAUUAUAUAAUUAACACUGACCAGUAUGAAUCAACAUAUAACAGGUUGCUGGAUUACAAGGGAGCAAAACCUUUUUGGUGCACAAACUCAAUCUCCCCAAGACCACCCAAUCUUACACAGUGCAGUACAGUUUAUUUAUUUAUUUAAUUUGUACAAUGCUUACCAACAGUACUAGACUUAAGAAGUAAGCACAACAAUUAUACAAGGACACAACAUAUACACAAGGACAACAAAAAAGAGAAAGAACAAAACAUAUAGAUAGAUAAAGACUUUAAUGGAUUUAAUUAAAUCACCCAUACGCCAUACUAGAGCCUGCCAAUAUCUUUGGUCUAAAGUUGCUGACAUUGUCAAGAAAUUAGAAGAAGAAUACAAAAAUAUUGUUGUUUCUUGCUCCAAGGAAAACUAACAAAAUAUUUUAUGCAAAAUUUUUGGAAACCACAUUAAUGUCAUAUGUUGCUAACAAUUCCUUCUAUUGGUGGAUUCGUGAAGUGGCCAUGCAGAUUUGACAUUGUAUGAUGAGACAUUCAUCAAUGAGCAAGCGAAGUUAACAUCUACUAUGAAGAUCAUUCCAAUCAAAUGUACACCUCUUAUUCAACCCUGUGAUGUACCUACAUUUCAAACACAAAGUCAAAAAUUUAAGAAAAAGACUACAAAGUGCCCCUGAAUUUCUUCAACAGCAAGCAUUAUGAUCAAAAGAAGAUGCAAUUAAAAUGCAUUUGUUUGUGUAUCAUGAAUUCAGGGCUCCUGUUUUCACCCUAAUGAUACAGUAUGCUUGGCUUGCAUCAAAAUUGACAGAGGAAAGACAUUCGAAAACUUGAGUGAGAUAUGAUUUCCAUUGAAUAAUAUUUUGGAAAAAUGAUUUUCAUAAAAUGUGCAUGGUGUGAACAAUACUUAUGUUUUAAAUGUUUCUUUGAUGAUUAAUGUUCCUUCGAUGAUAAAUAAAAUGCAGCGUAGAUAAUUAAUUUUUAGAAUUAUCGUAAACUUUAUUUUAUUUAAAACCUCACCCAAUUAUGUAAUUUAACUGUUUAAAUAUAUUUAAAUUCUGUAAUUGAUAGUUGAAUAUUGCGAGAAAUAAAAAACAAAGAACGGUAGCCGUGAGUAUUGAACAUGGAUUGCCAGACAAUGUGCUUGACCACUGAACAUUCAUGAACAAUACCCCUCAAGCUCUACUUUAAAAUCUUUAAAGAGCUUUUGCUGGCUUCCUAGGGGCCAUUCAGGCGAGAUGUUUUAGGAUGUUGAAAGGGGCACCUACCUGCUGCUUCUCACACAGUUUAAGCCACAUCUGUAAGCUCUGAAUCGAACCCUACCCUAGUGUGUGUAAAUGUUAAAAUUGUUUGAUUCAUUUCUGCUGUACAUACAGGGGGAGGGGAAGACGAGAGAAAACGCCUUGUACAGUAAAACACCGUUUUAACGAACUUCAUUAGAGCGAACAAUUCAUUACUACGAACUAUGCCUUUGGUCCCGUCAGACGUCCAUAUAACAUAACGUAAAAAAAUUUCACUAGUACGAAUUUUCUCGUUCAAAUUUUUUAAAUAUUCUAUAAAUAUUCAUUUGAACGAACAAUUUCUGCCCGGCACUGUAAACGACAAAUGGAUAAAAUCGUCGCCAUUCACCCACAAACUGCCAUCUUAUUUAUUUUGAUACGCGCCAUAGAUGACUACAAUGGACUAGUGUUGAAAUUAAUGCACAAAACUAGUGUAGCGACUAAAGCGCUGCAUUGUGGUGUUCGCUGACAUUACUCUUUGUUCUAUGCUCGCACGACGUGUUUAACCGAUGCGAAGUGCUACAUCAUAAAGUAUUGCUACACACACAUCUCUGGUCGUUUUCUUGUUUAUUGUUUGAGAAACGUGCGGUAGCCUACAACUCACAUAGUUUCGGUUCCCUAGCACGUUCGUGCAACUUCGGAUUUCUCUCAAAAAUUGAAAUUUAAAAAAUCGUAGGGUUGUGUUAGGUUAGUCACAACAUGCUUGAUCUUCUGAUUUAGCGGCUGAAGUGGCGUUAAUACCAAAACGCAAAACUUCGGAAAUCUUCGCAAAUUCUUGCAGAGAACCGAAACUACGUGAGUUGUAGGCUUCCCAGAAACGUGGCUAUACUACAUGUAUAACUUAUUUUUACAUGUGUAGGGUGCAUUUGUUUUUAUAGUUUAAAAAACCGUACUACUGAACAUGUCUUCUAGGAAACGACUUGAAAUGUUAAAAGCAGUAGAUAAAGAAAAUAAAAAAGACUGAUGUGGCUAAAAAGUUAGGUAUCUCCAAAUCAACAUUAUCCACAAUUCUCACCCAGUGAUCCAGUUUGGAAGACAGUAAAAUGUAAAAAAAAUUCCUAACUUUUAAAUUUUAUAUUUUUGAUUUAUUACAGCAUUGCUUGUACCACUCAUAUUGGUAUUAGAUUUUCUACUUUGUUUUUUAACAAGAUCGAGUUAUGUUCAAAAUCCCAAAACAGGCAAUCAUUGUGAUUUCGGUAUAAAGAACUUCAUUAUAACAAACUGCCAUAAUUUUGGUCCCUUCGUGUUCUUUAUAAUGAAGCUCUACUGUACUUUGUUUGUAAUAAAUUUUAAACUAUGUAUGUUUAUUGGGUGUUGUAUACUUACACAUUAAACAGAAAAACCAAAAUUUUUGACAUAGUAUUUCAGAAUUUUCACAACAGCCUACUGAUAUUUGAAAAGAUGCUUAGUUAUAUGUAAUAAUCCUAGUUGUUGACAUUACAAAUGUCAAACAGAUAAUCUGGCUUUCAACUAAGUUAUUUUUGGUUUUGCAUCUUUAAGCAGAGGCAGUUUGUUAGCUUGCUAAAUGUUUCCUACAUUGUUCUUAUUCAGUGAGUGGUAUUGCACCAUAUAAGCUCUGGCACUUAUUAUGUAUUUUAUUUUGUGUCUCAAACAUAUUGUAUGAUUUUUAAAUAAUUUUCUUUGUUGUCUUAUUGAAGUAUUAAUAACCACGUGUUACAUUCCAGGUUGUCCCAGCUAAAAAAUCCAAAAUAGUAACAAGUCACUUUAAUCACUUGAAAAGUUUAUGUUUAUAUACAAUGAUUUUGAAGUUUUGUUUAAGUUUGUCUAACUACCAACAUUGAGGAUAACAUAUUUUAUUAAGAAAAAAGGUUUGUACAAUAAAAGAGUUUUUUAAAGCAGACUUUCCUUAUUUAUUACUUCUAAAAUAAAAAAAGACGCAGCUCACAACUUUACAACAGAUCCAGAAGAUAUUCAACACUUAUUCACAGUAACUCGUUGCUCGAUUACGAAAAAAUUGAAGUCCUUUUGUUUAAUGUUGAACAAAGGUACAAUACCUUGACAACUCAGCUCACUGUGUUUCACUGGAACGAUGAUGGCGAAUCCUCGUGACACAGCCCCUGUUGAAUAACUUAGCACUUACACCACAGUUUAAGUUUUAAUAUGCUGCCAUCACUAUUUCUUCUUUAAAACACAAGUUCAUAGAAACUAAAUUAGUUGUAGCAAUUAACUAGCAAUGAUGAGGAAAGUCACUCAUAGUCUAUAACUGGUGACUAAAUUAACUAGUUCUUCUUUUGCAGUUGGUUUAGUUCAGGAAAACAUAGAUAAACUUGACAAAAUCUAGGUACUAUAAUUCAGCAAAACGACUCCGAAGUAUUUUGUACACAUAAUUAAAAUCGUAAAAUUAAGUAACACUUAAAAUAGUUACUAGCACUGUUUGACAAAUGAACUAUCAAGGUCAGUUCCACACGAUGCAUGCUACACUUUCUGCAUGGCUGAAACCCAGCAUGAUUAGGCAUAAAGGCUUCGACCUGGGAGGCUCCUAGUCUUCCCUAACCCAGAGCCCUCCCAAACAAAUACACUUAGGUAUUAGUUAGGUUAGGAAAAAUAAUUGACGAGAGGGGAGAAUCUAAAAAUAAACCAGUCAGAGAGUGAGAAAGAGGGGAAGUGUGUGUGCAGCAAUGUUUGUGGUUCUUCCUCCCUCUCUCAUCGCUGUCAAUGUCCGUGAACUGGCACUGUACACAAUCAUCAUGUUCAUAUCUUGACAGGUUUUUGUGACGCAGCUGUGUCCAAAUAUUGUUUUACAUGAGAUUUUGUAUGCUUUCUAUUGCAACAUUUCAUUCACGACAAAAUAGCUGUAAAAGACGUGCUUGUUUUAUUUAAGGAACUUGCAGAAAAAAAAUUGACAAGGAAAUAGUGUGUGGUCUUUUCUCUUUCUAUUGCAAUUUCAGGACAAACAGACACUUUCUACAUUUUGCCUUUUGCUUGUUGCAGGUAAAUAAGUACCGGAUUUAUCAUUCUGUUAAUAUUUUUUUUUGGUUUGUAAAAUUUUACUCUCUGAAAACUUGACUCUCUCCACUUUUCCCAGUAUCCACUUACGGUAAUCAACCAGAAUUAAUAUUUUAAAUAUGUAAAUCCCCGAUUUUAUGAACACAACAAAGGGUAAGCCUACCUAGUAUCAAAGGACAAUGGCUAACCACACGAAUGUACCAUACAUAGCAAGUUUUCGUAGAUUUUUGUUGGAACAAUAUUUUAUUCUGUGAUCAACAAAAUUGCUAAUAAAAAACUGUUCUUCUGUUAGUAUUUUUUGUGCAUGGUAAAAAAUUACGCACAAAGUUUCUUCAUAAAUAAAACAAGAAAUA